Molecule: messenger RNA, 1497 nt
Organism: Soboliphyme baturini
Lineage: Eukaryota; Metazoa; Nematoda; Enoplea; Dioctophymatida; Soboliphymatidae
Source: the annotation of a GenBank genome assembly
AUGGUGGACGAAGUCAGACAAUCGAUACAGAUGACCAUAUACUUGCAAGCGCAGGCUGCGCAAAUCAGGCCUUUGCUGUUCGUCAUAGUGCUUGCUGUGGGACUUGGCUGCCCGUUUCAGUUUUACAGCAACUCUGUUGUAAACAAUCUAUUUACUGUUGUGCAGCCAUUUUACAACGAUUCGUUUUAUCAGCAUUAUGGAUAUUGGUUGGACAAGGAGAACUUCGAUCUGCUGUGGUCUGUCACUACUGCGUCGCUGCAAAUUGGUGCUACAGUUGGCUCUGUGGCGACACAAAUACUAGCUGAGAGAGUAGGCCGGAGAAUAGGACUAAUUAUAACUAGCACCGUCUGCAUAAUUGGAUCGAUACUGACGACCAUACCAUUAGUGACCAACAGUUUUGAGCUGCUUAUUUUCGGCCGUUUGAUUCUUGGACUGUCCCUUGGAUGCUCCCUUGGAUUAGCAUCGAUGUUUAUCAAUGAAAUUUCUCCAUCAAGUUUUAGAGGCAUGUUUGGAUCAUUGUUGCAGGUAUGUCUGGGCUUAGGCAACCUCUUGUCCCUUAUUUUCACGCUGCCUCAGUUGUUUGGAACAGAGAGCCUAUGGCCGAUUUCUAUGAUCAUUCCGGCAAUCACGUCCCUGAUACAAUUGGUCGUUCUGUUGCUUUCUCAUGAAACACCACCAUAUUUGAUAUACACUAUUAAGAAUGCCGAGAAAGCGACCCGCUCACUAAGUUUCUAUGGUGGGAACGCGUUUCAUCUUACCAUGAUCACAAAAGUACUCAGUGCCAAGAAAUCGACAGUAAAGGAACUUUUCAAACAGAAUAAUUUGCGUCUUGCGAUCAUAUUGUCGAUAAUAAUCGCGUUCGCCGUUCAGUUCAGUGGAAUUGCAGCGAUUCUGGCUUAUUCAAAAACAAUGUUCGUAAACGCCGGCUUCGACGACCUAAAAAGUAAAUACGCAAGUCUCGGUAUAGGAGUGUGCAACACUCUGUCGCCGCUGAUCUCGACCUUAUUGGUGGAAAGAUUGGGUCGAAAAAGCAUUCUGAUUGGCGGACUGUCCAUCUGCCUUUCGUGCCUCUGUUCUCUGAUUUUGUUCAACGAACUUAACAUCAACUUUAACUGGCAACCCGGACAGAUUCUCACUCUUCCUUGUUUAUACAUAUUCCAAAUCGGUUUCUCGCUCUCAUCCAGUGUACUUUGGAUCAUUGCCGCCGAGCUUUUCCCGCAAGCCGCUCGAUCCACGGCCAUGACUACCAUUGUUUUCUUCUUCUUUCUCUUCCAAACGAUCGUUGUAUUCGCUUACUUGCCAUUAAGCGUCGCGGCAGGCACCUCUCUCAGUUUCUUGCCGUUCAUCAUCGCGCUUGUAAUCUCUAUUUUUCUGCUGUUAAAAUUUCUGCCAGAAACAAAAGGCGUGAAAAUGGAUGAAGUGGAAAGACAGAUGUUUCGCAGAAUGUCACGCAUAUCACAGAUAUCAUCAAUUUCUGGAGGUUCUUUCAAAUUAUAA